AUGCUGUUCGCUUCCGUGGGAUAUCAAGUAACUGUGUUUGAUAUCGUGCCCCAACAAGUGACAGACGCGCUUGAAGACAUCAAGGUGCAACUAAAGACAUUGGAAAAGGACGGUCUUCUGCGUGGAACUCUAAAUUCUGACCAGCAAAUUAAGUGCAUCAAAGGAUCAUCAGACUUAGCUUCCGCUGUUAAAGAUGCUAUUUUCGUCCAGGAAUGUGUACCAGAAAAUUUGGACCUAAAAAGAAAAGUUUUCCAAAAUCUUGACAAUGUCGUGGAUGAUAAGACUAUUCUAUCUAGCUCAACCAGUACCAUUUUGCCGUCAUUACUUUCCGAAGGAAUGAAGCAUAAAGCACAGGUCAUCGUCGCCCACCCCGUGAACCCACCUUAUUAUGUGCCAUUAAUUGAAAUCGUACCUGCGCCAUGGACGAAACCUGAAAUAGCGAAGAAAACUCGAGAAAUUAUGUUGGAGAUUGGUAAAGAACCCGUGUCACUAUCGAGAGAAAUUGAUGGUUUUGUCCUAAACCGAAUUCAAUGCGCCAUCUUUAAUGAAGUUUGGCGUUUAGUCGAGGCAGGAGUUGUAGACGUUCAGGAUGUGGACAAAGUUAUCUCCGAGGGCCUUGGCAUGCGGUACGCGUUCCUUGGCCCCCUUGAGACUGCUCAUUUAAACGCCGAUGGAAUGAAAAGCUGCAUUGAAAGGUACGGUGAAACCAUAUACCAUUUGAGUCAAACAAUGGGUGAAACACCGAGGAUGACUCAGAGCAAGAGUGCCACUACGAUAUGCGAGCAAUUGAAUGCCAUGGUGCCUUUGGAUCGCCUACCG
Messenger RNA from Iphiclides podalirius (scarce swallowtail), 819 nucleotides. NCBI's taxonomy places the organism in Eukaryota, Metazoa, Arthropoda, Insecta, Lepidoptera, Papilionidae. The record is from the annotation of a GenBank genome assembly.